Molecule: messenger RNA, 2082 nt
Organism: Cebus imitator (Panamanian white-faced capuchin)
Lineage: Eukaryota; Metazoa; Chordata; Mammalia; Primates; Cebidae
Gene: MMP17
Product: matrix metallopeptidase 17
Exons: 12
Coding region: 1-2082 (693 amino acids)
Biological process (GO): proteolysis; extracellular matrix organization; collagen catabolic process
Cellular component (GO): extracellular matrix
Molecular function (GO): zinc ion binding; metalloendopeptidase activity
Source: RefSeq, a predicted model, not a curated record
AUGCGGCGCCGCGCCGCCUGGGGACCCGGCCCUUCGCCCCCGCCGCCCCCCGGGCCCGGGCUCCGGCCGCUGCCGCCGCUGCUGCUGCUGCUGCUGGCGCUGGGGACCCGCGGGGGCUGCGCCGCGCCCGCGCCGCGCGCCGAGGACCUCAGCCUGGGAGUGGAGUGGCUAAGCAGGUUUGGUUACCUGCCCCCAGCUGACCCCGCAACAGGACAGCUGCGGACGCAAGAGGAGCUGUCCAGGGCCAUCACAGCCAUGCAGCAGUUUGGCGGCCUGGAGGCCACCGGCAUCCUGGACGAGGCCACCCUGGCCCUGAUGAGAACCCCUCGCUGCUCCCUUCCGGACCUCCCCGUCCUGACCCAGGCUCGCAGGAGACGCCAUACUGCAGCCCCACCCAAGUGGAACAAGAGGAACCUGUCAUGGAGGGUCCGGACGUUCCCUCGGGACUCACCGCUGGGCCGUGACACGGUGCGCGCACUCAUGUACUACGCCCUCAAGGUCUGGAGUGACAUUGCACCCCUGAACUUCCAUGAGGUGGCGGGCAGCACCGCCGACAUCCAGAUCGACUUCUCCAAGGCCGACCACAAUGACGGCUACCCCUUUGACGGCCCUGGCGGCACCGUGGCCCACGCCUUCUUCCCCAGCGACCACCACACCGCAGGGGACACCCACUUUGACGACGAUGAGGCCUGGACCUUCCGCUCCUCGGAUGCCCACGGGAUGGAUCUGUUUGCAGUGGCUGUCCACGAGUUCGGCCAUGCCAUCGGGUUGAGCCACGUGGCCACGGCACACUCCAUCAUGCGGCCGUACUACCAGGGCCCGGUGGGUGACCCGCUGCGCUACAGGCUCCCCUACGAGGACAGGGUGCGCGUCUGGCAGCUGUACGGUGUGAGGGAGUCUGUGUCUCCCACGGCGCAGACCGAGGAGCCGCCCCUGCUGCCGGAGCCCCCAGACAACCGGCCCAGCACCCCGCCCAGGAAGGACGUGCCCCACAGGUGCAGCACGCACUUUGAUGCGGUGGCCCAGAUCCGGGGUGAAGCAUUCUUCUUCAAAGGCAAGUAUUUCUGGCGGCUGACGCGGGACCGGCAUCUGGUGUCCCUGCAGCCGGCACAGAUGCACCGCUUCUGGCGGGGCCUGCCGCUGCAGCUGGACAGCGUGGACGCCGUGUAUGAGCGCACCAGCGACCACAAGAUCGUCUUCUUCAAAGGAGACAGGUACUGGGUGUUCAAGGACAAUAACGUAGAGGAAGGAUACCCGCGGCCCGUCUCCGACUUCAGCCUCCCGCCUGGCGGCAUCGACGCCGCCUUCUCCUGGGCCUACAAUGACAGGACUUAUUUCUUUAAGGACCAGCUGUAUUGGCGCUACGAUGACCACACGAGGCGCAUGGACCCCGGCUACCCCGCCCAGAGCCCCCUGUGGAGGGGCGUCCCCAGCACCCUGGACGACGCCAUGCGCUGGUCUGACGGUGCCUCCUACUUCUUCCGCGGCCAGGAGUACUGGAAAGUGCUGGACGGCGAGCUGGAGGCGGCGCCCGGGUACCCGCAGUCCACGGCCCGGGACUGGCUGGUGUGUGGAGACUCGCAGGCUGACAGCUCUGAGGCCGCGGGCGUGGACGGGGCGGACGGGGCCCGCGCCCCCCCGGGACAGCACCACCAGAGCCGCUCGGAGGACGGCUACGAGGUCUGCUCCUGCACCUCCCGGGCCUCCUCCCUCCCCGGGGCCCCGGGCCCGCUGGUGGCCGCCGCCACGCUGCUGCUGCUUCCUCACGCCCUGAUGGGUCCCCAUGCUGCUCUCACGGAUGGGAGAGUUGAGGCCCAGCUUGGGGCAAGCCUGCGUGCUACAAGCAGGGCUGGGCCAGGUCAGAGCUGGGAAAGACGCAACCAGCGGAUCUCAGCUCGGAGGACGCUGCAGGAACAGACCUCGUCCAGGGCAGCCUCCUUCAGCCCGCCCAGCCCCCGUGACCUCCGCACAUGUGAGAACUGCCGGCCCGUCCCUCUGUGGUCCAUUCCCCAGCUGUCUGCCCACACCUUCCUCGUGAAGGGACCUCGGUUCUUCGGCAGGGAUCUCACAGGGCCCUGUUAG